Molecule: messenger RNA, 2239 nt
Organism: Anoplopoma fimbria (sablefish)
Lineage: Eukaryota; Metazoa; Chordata; Actinopteri; Perciformes; Anoplopomatidae
Product: vascular endothelial growth factor receptor 1-like
Exons: 10
Coding region: 1-2004 (667 amino acids)
Biological process (GO): response to bacterium
Source: RefSeq, a predicted model, not a curated record
AUGAUGCUGCACUCUGUGAAUGUUUUCCUGCUCUGGUCUUUUUGUGUGGCACAGUUGAGUGACAUCUCUCAGCCUGUUGCGUUACAAACAGUGAAGCUUGGAGAGUCGGCGACCAUUGAAUGUUACAUAAAGAGUGAACUUAAACAAAGAGUGUGGUACAAAUUCACUACAGGGGAGGGACUUCAGCUUGUGGUGGCAAUCCAUUAUUACUACAACCAGACUGUAUUUGCUGAUGAAUCUCAUUCCCGUUAUUCAGUCAAGUUUGACAGAAUCAACAGUCAUCUGAGCAUUUCUGCAACAACAUGGGAAGACGCUGGAACAUACUUCUGCGGAGUCAUGCAGUUUAAAGACAUUCAGUUUGGAUCAGGAACCUUUUUGAUGCUGAAAGGUGCAAAUGUGAUGAGUGACUCUGGCGUCCAGCAACCAGAGUCUGAAUCAGUCCAGCCUGGAGACUCUGUGACUCUCAGCUGUUCUGUUCCCACUGGCCGCUGUGCAGAAGAUCACAUUAGUGUCACAUGGCUGAAAACCUCUCAUCACUCUGCCCCACAAAUGAUUUACUCCUCUGGAGAAAAUACCUUCCAGAGUGGAGGGACUACCUGCCUGUACAGCCUUCUAAUGAGGAACCUCAGCUCGGACGACGCUGGAACCUACUACUGUGUUGUGACUUCAUGUGGACGGACACUGUUUGGAAAUGGGACCAGGAUUAAUAUUCACAACAAUGCUCUGACCGAACCAGCUGAGCUGAGUCCAACUGUUACUGCUCUGAUGCUGUCAAACAUCAUUCUUGGGAUUGUAACACUCAUCCUUAUAUGGACAACAUGCAAGAAUCAGAGAAAAUAUUCCUCAGAGCCAACUGAUGGAUCUUCUGAAGGCAACCAGACUGGUGAGGCACUUAUCUAUGCACCUGUGUGUUUGGCCCCCAGAAGACUCCCACCAACUCAAGCUACAGGGAAGUACAGUGGAGACUCUGUAGUUUAUUCUGACAUCAGAUACUGUCAAAGGAAGCAAGAAGUUUCAUCUUGGGAAUCUCCUAUGGACACUUUAUAUCAAUCGUCAUUACAUUUCCGAUCGGAUGAUUUUGGGGAAAGUGUGACUCUGCCAUGCGUCUGUGAUGAUGCAGCGGUGUUGUUUUACUGGUAUAAGCAAACUCCGGGACAGAAACCAAAGCUGGUGUCUACAUUCUAUAAGUAUGACAAUAACGGCACCUUCCACCAUGAAUUUAAGAACAAUCUACGUUUCUCACUGGAAACUGAAAGCGGUAAAAGUCACUUGAAGAUUUUGGAUCUGAAAAUUUCAGACUCAGCCACUUACUAUUGCGUAGAGAGCAAUUUGGUUAACUUUAAAUUUUGCAACGGCGUUACUGUCAAUGUCCAGGGUUCAGGUUUGAACCUCCCAGUUUUGGUCCACCAGUCAUUAUCUAAUUCCAUCCAGCCUGGAGGCUCUGUGACUCUGAACUGUACAGUUCACACUGGGAUCUGUGAUGAACAACACAGUGUUUACUGGUUCAAAGACUCUGAAGAAUCUCAUCCAGGACUCAUUUACACCCAUGGAGGCAGGAAUGAUCAGUGUGAGAGGAAACCCAACACACAAACACACACCUGUGUCUACAACCUGCCAAUGAAGAGCCUGAAUCUGUCUCAUGCUGGGACCUACUACUGUGCUGUUGCCUCAUGUGGACACAUACUGUUUGGAAACGGCACCAAGCUGGACUUUAAGGAUGACAGGGGCUCUCUGGUCUUGGUGUACUUUUUGAGUGGAGCGUUGGCGUUCACCAACAUCCUGGUUGUUUUACUGGCUUUCUCAGUGUAUAAGAUGAACAAAAGAAACAGCCAAAGUGCAGAGCGUAAUGUAACAUUUUCAGCAAGUUCCACUCAGAAUACAGCGUUAUGUCAAGACGCAGAGAACCUCCAUUACGCUGCUUUGAGGGAUCACAACCGCAACAGAUCAAGAAGACCGAGGGACAACACCCAGACUGAAUGUGUGUACUCCGGCGUAAGGCCGUAGAGCUGGACAUGAUUCUGUGAACCAAGACAUCUGCUAUUGCUCCUGGAACAUCAACACUUAUGAGUUCAAAAAUGCAAUGAAUACAAAGGCUUGCUUUGCAAGAAAAGCUCUCCUACUGAAAAAAACACUGCAAGACUUUCACUGAUUAUAUCAAAUGUUACAGAACUACAGUGCUGCUGCUUUUAGCUACUCUGACAGUUUCAAAAUUCAAACCAGGCCAGCAUCACGGACAUCA